Molecule: messenger RNA, 1856 nt
Organism: Gadus morhua (Atlantic cod)
Lineage: Eukaryota; Metazoa; Chordata; Actinopteri; Gadiformes; Gadidae
Gene: cntd1
Product: cyclin N-terminal domain containing 1
Exons: 7
Coding region: 212-1147 (311 amino acids)
Biological process (GO): reciprocal meiotic recombination
Cellular component (GO): site of double-strand break
Source: RefSeq, a predicted model, not a curated record
UAAAAGUCCCCAGACAAAUUUGGUUCCUGUCAUAUAUCCGUUAAAAAUGGUUCAAUGUCGCCACCAUCAGGACAAUUAGCGUGUCUGCUCCGACUUAGUUUAAUUACUUUUAUUUCAUUGGCGCAUAUUAUAAACGCUGAACCAAAAGUGUGCGAUUGUACGAUAAUCCUGGUUUGUAUUGCUUUUACUAACGAGACGUUAGUCUGUCACAAUGGCGAAGAGGUUUCUGUGCUCCCCGGGGCCGACGCAUCGUCUUCAGUUCGGGAGCGCCUCUCUGGACCUCCUCUCAGAGACGCUCAUCAGUCUGAACCACAGGAACAAAGACGAGCUAGACCACCUAGAACCGUGCAGCGGGAACUUUAAACACACAGCACUAAUAGAAUGCAUCUUCCAGAUGACCCAGGAGCUGAGACUGGAUCCUCUGGUUGGAUACUGUGCCAUUGAAAUUCUUGAAAGGUUCAUGGUGAAGCAUCUUAAAGACACGUUCACCGCCAACACUCCCUGCGGUGCUGUACCUGGCCCGCCCAGCACCUGCCAGGACCUUGUGUUUGAGAAACUGAAAGUGAAAUUCACCCUCACUGUCUUCUCCUGUGUGCAGAUUGCAAGCAAACUGUGGUUGCACACUGAUAUUGUCGACAACAAACAGGCGGUGCAGUUCCUCCACUCGAUGGGCCACACAGUUUCCAAGAAGGCUCUCAUUGAAUCUGAACUCCAGAUCCUCAAAGGUCUCGACUUCAAGCUGGACGUUCCCAACCCUCUAACAUAUGUUGAAAUACUACUAGAGGUACUUGGACACAAUGAGCCGUCGACGCCCAUGGAACAGCUGUAUGGUCUUUGUGGCCAUGUGCUCCGGUUCGUCAGUCUCCAGAGGACAGCCAUCUAUGACUCUCUCCUCAAGGUCACCACACAGUGCUUUAGCCCGUCCCCAGAACAGAGAGAGAAGUUCUUAACGGUGACUGAAGACUGCAUGUUACUUGGUGUUGGGGUCAUCACGGUGGCCGCAGUCAUCUGGAACAGCAACCAAUGGGAACAGGUGGUGGAGGACCUGAGUCUCAUCACUGGGAUCUCUCAAAGGAGCAUCUGGGAUUUCUCUCAAGUGACCCUGGAACAAUUAACCAAAACCAGUUCUCCCGUUUUAUCACCCUGAUCUGUUACACUUGUCAUGCACACACACACGCAUGCACACACACAUACACACACUCCCACACACCUGCACGCAUGCACAGUCACACACACACCUACACACGCACAGACACCUACAAAAACCCACAUCCACAAUAUUUCUGUUCUUAUUCAUCAGCAAGCGUGGUUUUGUUUUUUACUCAUUCAAUUACAGAGCAGGUUAUAUUGUUUGCACCUGCCCAGACAUUAGGGUGCCAAAGACAAAGUUUUGACUAAAGAACUAAUCACACAUUUGUAUUGAGGGCCCUGGAGUUUGCGAAAUAACAUAUACCUAAGUGUUUUAUGAAUAGUACUGUUUAACGAUUGAAGUAAUUAAUUUAAACGGCAUCCUCACAUUUAGUGCAAUUUCAUUUAAAGUUUAGAGAUCUUCAGUUUCAACCUGCGAUCAGCAAUUUCUCUUCACCCUACAUUGGUUUGAUGGAGUCUCAUGGUUCUCAUGUAUUAGUUUGACUACUUACGUGCCAUGCAUGAGAACCAUGAUACUCAAUCAAAACACAAUUUAAUCAAAACAAAGUGGGCUGAGCUAAAAUUGCUGAUUGCAGCUUUUAAAGCCAACUUCAUGUUGCGCUGAUGUAACCAAAAACCUACAGGUUUCAGCUGCAUCAAAUAGAUCUAAGAGGAAGACUGUAAAAUGUAUGCAUGAACAUUUAAAUAAAUACAAAUGAGUUAACAUA